AAUCCUAAAAAAAAACACACUCUGUCCUGUUUCUUGCCAGAAGCAGCAACCAGCAAAGAGCAAACCAAAGCAUUAAAAAUGGCUUCUUGUUCUCUAAUUACUCCCGCUUCUUCUUUAGCUUCAUCUUCUCUACGCAAGUUAUUUUCUUCAAGAAACUCCAUGGCUACUGUGGGUUUGCUCUCUUUUGCACCAAAAACUUCAAGCUUUAUCCUUCACUCUAUCAAGCAAAGGGCUUAUCAUGAAAGUUCAUUUAGAGUGAGAUCAGUGGCUGCACCAGUAGAAGAUGUUGCUGGAUUUGAUGAUAUGGUUGCUGGGACACAGCGGAAGUAUUACAUGCUUGGUGGGAAGGGAGGUGUAGGAAAGACGAGCUGUGCUGCUUCACUUGCUGUGAAAUUUGCAAACAGUGGACACCCCACUUUAGUGGUUUCAACUGAUCCAGCACACUCCUUGAGUGAUUCUUUUGCUCAGGAUUUGACUGGAGGUACACUAGUACCUGUUGAUGGACCUGAAUACCCACUGUUUGCUCUUGAGAUAAAUCCUGACAAGUCUCGGGAAGAAUUUCGUAGCGCGACUCAGAAAAGUGGUGGGACUGGGGUCAAAGACUUCAUGGAAGGCAUGGGCCUUGGAAUGCUCGUUGAACAGUUAGGAGAGUUGAAAUUGGGAGAGCUACUGGACACACCUCCUCCUGGUUUGGAUGAAGCUAUAGCAAUUGCCAAAGUGAUGCAGUUUCUUGAAUCACCGGAAUAUAGUAUGUUUACUCGAAUAGUUUUUGAUACUGCACCCACGGGCCAUACAUUGCGACUUUUGUCCUUGCCGGACUUCCUGGAUGCAUCCAUUGGCAAGAUACUGAAGCUUAGACAAAAAAUAACUUCAGCAACCUCAGCUAUCAAAUCCGUUUUUGGCCAAGAACAAACUAGCCAACAGGAUGCUUCUUACAAAUUGGAGCGAUUGAGGGAGAGGAUGAUAAAAGUGCGUGAGCUUUUUCGUGACACAGAUGCCACAGAGUUUGUCAUAGUAACGAUUCCAACGGUAAUGGCAAUCAGUGAAUCAUCUAGGUUGCGUGCAUCCUUGAAGAAGGAGAAUGUUCCUGUUAAGAGGCUUGUUGUCAAUCAAAUUCUCCCUCCAUCUACCACUGACUGCAAGUUUUGUGCAGUGAAAAGAAAGGAUCAAUUGCGUGCUCUUGACAUGAUACAGAAUGAUCCAGAACUCUCGAGCUUGACAUUGAUACAGGGACCUUUAGUUGAUGUAGAGAUCAGAGGUGUUCCAGCCCUUAAAUUUCUUGGGGAUAUUAUAUGGAAAUGAGCAUCUGUUGAAGGAUCCAAGCAGUUGCUUGGAGAUGUCUAUUUCAUUCCAAAUGAAAACUACGUGAACUGGAGGUUUAGGUUCUUUCUUAGUAACAUAAAUGCUCUUUUCAUUGCCAGCGGCAAUUACUUGAUGCAGAAGAAGCUGAAGUCUCCUGUAUUUCCGAAUCCUGUGAAGCUACGUGGAGCAGGAAGGGUGGUCGAGGUCCUUGCUCUCAACAUUGUGAAGGGCGAAAAGUUCAGUGAGAUGGCACCUUUUUGUUUUCCUUUCUGCUUUCGCAACUGAAGAGCUAAAUUUCUCAGUUUAACCUCUAGCCUCGUCAUCCAACUUAAAUUUGACAUGGCAAUAACAAUGCUAUUCAUGUAGUUCCCAAUGAGCACAAGGUGCCAAUCAAUCGCAACACAUAGCAUGGAAACAAAUCAAAUAUUUCAAGUUA
Messenger RNA from Populus trichocarpa (black cottonwood), 1738 nucleotides. RefSeq names its product ATPase GET3B. Gene Ontology annotation, molecular function: ATP hydrolysis activity; ATP binding. The transcript has 11 exons. Bases 79 to 1302 code for a protein of 407 amino acids. Gene Ontology annotation, cellular component: GET complex. The record is from RefSeq and is a predicted model, not a curated record. NCBI's taxonomy places the organism in Eukaryota, Viridiplantae, Streptophyta, Magnoliopsida, Malpighiales, Salicaceae. Gene Ontology annotation, biological process: post-translational protein targeting to endoplasmic reticulum membrane.